UCAAGUGUUUGUUACCAAGUCGAAGGACUAGGCUCGUUCCACUAACGUCUAGCUAUUGACUGACUGGCUUCCCUUUAAUAUUAGCCCGUCCGAAUCGGCAAAUUAAUCUGCUCAUUCUUUUCAUUCCCGUGUUGUAGAUACACUCACGGCUCGUGCUCCCGAGAGCCCCCGUAAAUAUCUGCCUCAUAAUUUGAUUAUUCCUACCAUGUAUACUUAGUCACGGACACGGACAGCGAUAGCGAACUCGUGGUGGUAGAUAGCUGCGACGAACGCGUGCUGUAUGCCACGACCUCAUAUGCAGUAGUAACAGAAGCAUCAGCAGCAAUAUCAUGAGGCCAGGCGACCCAUCCACGUCGUCCCCCCAGCAAGUACAGCAAGUGCACGCCCACAAGGGCCGCAGCCUUCCGAGCGUGCGCAGUCUGUCGUCGGGGCUGCUGCCAUCGUUCCGCGCCAUCUCCAGCUACAUCCGCCAUGUCUCCUCCUCCGCCGACUCCCUCGUCGCCUCCGCCGUCCGCUCCGCCUCCGCGUCCGUCGCCGCGGCCUUGGCGCCGGGGGACGACAGCCAGAACAAGGAGCAGGUCACGUGGGCGGGGUUCGGGUCGUUGGAGGACGCUUCAUCAUCGUCGUCGUCGUCGUCGAGCGGCGUGCGCGUGUCCGGCACGCGCCGAGUGCUGCUCGUGGCGUACACCACGGGCUUCCACGUGUGGGACGUGCAGCAGCCACAUGCCGUGCGCGAACUCGCCUCGCGACGCGACGGCCCCGCCGAGUCGCUCCACCCCCUCCCUUACGUUUCUAGAACCACCCCCGAGAGCCCCCUGCACGACGCGCAUCCCGUGCUGUGCGUCGUGUGUCCCCCUGCGGCCGUUCCUCCUCCCUCCGGGGUAGCUUUUGAAAGUCGGAGGUUGUCUGGCCAAUUUCCGUACUUGGACGAUGAUGAACCGUACGCUGACGUGGCGGACGGGGUGGAUGAGCCGUACGCGUGCGAAGAUGAAACGGGUGGCGAGCAGAGCGUGGUGCGGUUGUACUCGUUGCGGAGCAGCUCGUACGUGCACUCGAUUGCGGUGGCGGGCAGGGUGAUGGGCGUGCGGAGCAACCGCACGGUGCUGGCCGUGGCCGUCGCAGAGCAGAUCUACAUAUACGACCUGGCGACCCUCAGCACGGCCUUCAGCGUGCUCACCCAUCCGCACCCCCUCCCCCCCUCGCUGCCCGGCAUCGCCCGCACCUCCCCCCACGGCGCGCUCGCGCUGGGGCCGCGCUGGCUCGCCUACCCCUCCAACCAGCCGCUCGCACCCCACAUCACCACCGCCCCCCUCCCCUCCUCCGCCUCCUCUUCCUCUGCCGCCGCCGCUGCAGCAGCAGCAGGGGCUGCAGGGGCGGGGGCGGCGCUGGUGGCGCAUUACGCCAAGGAGUCGGGGAAGCAGCUGGCGGGGGGGAUAGCUGCCCUGGGGGACCUGGGGGUGCGGACGGUCAGCAAGUACUGGACGGACAUGGUGACGGAUUCCGCCACUGGCUCAGGUGUUUCGACGGCCUCAGGUGGUUCUUCAGGUGCUUCAGGUGUUCUGGCAGGGUCGGGGUCUCCCUGGAGCAGCAGGAGUCCGGAGCACAUGUUUGCUCCAGACUCACCACACGCAUCGGUGUCAGGGGUUUCAAUGUCCGGGGCAUCGGUGUCGGGGUCGUCGACAGACGGGUAUGCGGACGCGAGUCCAAGAGCAGGAGCGCAUGCUGCCGGGCUGCCGUCCGUCCCACCUGUUGACCCCACCCAUGCUGGCAACGUGGUGGUGCGGGACGUGGCGACGAGGGCCAUCAUAGCGCACUUCAGGGCGCACGGCAGCGCCAUCGCGCUGCUGGCGUUUGACUGCUCCGGCACGCUGCUGCUCUCCGCCUCGCUCUGCGGCCACUCCCUCAACGUCUUCCGCCUAACGCCCGCCCCCACCCCUGCCAACGCACCAGCCGCGCCCGCACUCGUUGACAGCAAGCCACAGGACGGCUGCUCGUAUGUACAUUUGUACAGGCUUCACCGAGGACUCACUAACGCUGUGAUUCAGAGCGCGGCCAUCUCGCACGACAGCCGGUGGGUGGCCGUGUCAUCAGCGCGCGGCACCACGCACCUCUUCGCCAUCUCGCCCUUUGGAGGACCCGUGGGGCCCGCAACCCACCUGCCCUCCCCUUCCUCUCCCACCCUCCUCCACCCUGUAUAUACCCACUCCCCGUCCCUCCUCCCCCCUCCCCCCCCCCGCCCCUGGUGGUCCUCGUACGCGCCCCUGCGCUUCUCCUCGUCUCCCUCGCAUGCCCCUCCCCCUCUGCGCGUCCCGGCGCCAGUGGCUCUCUCGUCGGUGGCGCGCAUCCGCAACGCCAACAGCGGCUGGCGGGGGAAUGUGACGGGCGUGGCAGCGGCAGCAGCAGGGCUGGGGAUGGAGAUCCCAGGCGCCGUCGCCGCUGCUUUCCACUUCGGAGGGGUGCCAGGUGGUGGGGUGUUGGGAGGGCGAGGGGAAGCGGGGCACCAGCAGCAGCAGCAGCAGCAGCAGCAUCAGCAGGUACUUGCCGGGCAGUUUUACGGGCAGCCAGAGUGGGCUCCGCCGCCAAUAGCAGAGCAGCUGUGGGUGUUCUCUCCCUUGGGCCACCUGAUUCGCUACCACCUCACGCCAUAUGCCGCUGCCUCAGACCCCUCAUCCUCCUCCUCCUCCUCCCCAUCCCACAGCCACGGCCGCGCCAUGCACCCGCCCAAUUCAUACAGUCAGGCGUACAGCAGCCACACUUACGACCCCAGGGGCUCGUACCUGCCACCUCACGGCGCGACCAGUGCAGGGGCCAUGCAGCCUGGCAGGGGCGCCAUCCCCCCCUUCUCCCCCAUCCCGCCGUUCCCCCCCAUGGCGCAGUCUGACUCCUCUGUGCUGGGGGGUCGCUCCUUUGAGCGCCUGCCCUCGCUGCCCACGCUUGCCCUGCGCUCUGCUGCUGCCGCCGCGGGAGUGAGCGUGCGGGGCAUGGGGGGGGGCGGGACCAGGGCGGGAGGGGAGGUGGUGCUGCAGGUGGCAGCGGAGGCGAGUGAGGUGUGGGACGUGUGCCGCCGGGUGAGCUGGAGCGACAGGGACGAGCCCAUUCAGGGGGCGUGGGACGCGCACAGUACUGCUGCUGCUGCUGCUUCACUUGAUGCUGCUGCUGGCAGCAGUGGGCGUUGUUCGGCAGAAGAGGGUCGGCAGAGGGCGGUAGAGGAGGCGGAACAGCGGGCGUAUCUGAUGCACGCGGAGGUGCAGCUCACCACCAGCAGAGCCACGCCGCUGUGGGCGCGCACCUAUAUUCGGCUUCAGCCCGAGGACUCACCAUCUAGCAGCAGCCACACCGCCUCCCAGUCACCAACGCAAGGCCGCACCACCCAUCCACCGCUGCCAAGCCACACACCCCAAGGCACCCCUGCGGUCACAGGCAUGGGUUCAUCUCCCCCCCUUCACCCUCGGGACUCCGUAUCUGCCUCCCCUUCCUCUUCCAAUUUGCCUGUGCGCCCGCGUGCUGCCCGCCCUCCCAUAGUCGAGGGCUUUGCAGACAGCAGUGGGGGGCACCAGGCACGCCACAGGCAGCAGCAUACUGGCGGCAUGGAAGGACUGGGCGCACCGGCAGAGGCAUAUGCGGGUGGUGACCACAGGGGCGGCGAUCACAGUGGUAGCAUCAGCGCCAGCAGGCGCACGUCCGCUCUUGGAGGGCUGCUCAGGCACGCUGCUGCUCCCCUGCCUCCUCCGCUCCUACCAGCACCCGUGCCAGCAGCAGCAGUUUCGGGGCUGCAGGGGCUGGAGGGCCUAGAGGGGCUGCAGGGGCUGGAGGGCCUAGAGGGGCUGCAGGGGCCGCAAGGGGUGCACGGGACGCGAGUGGAGUCGCAUGGGGGCGUCUUGGGCGCCGUGCCUGCGGCCAUGGGCAGCAGCAGCACGCAGGACGCAGGGGGCUCUGGGUGGGGGCAUGCAGCGCAGGGGGCGAGGGCGGGGCUGGGGGGAGCAGGGAGGCGAUGGAUCCAUAGGUGGGAUGGGUGGAGCGGUGGGUGAAGCAGGACGCACGUUGGGCGCAUUGGCUGGGGAGGGGGGAACGACAGGCGUUGCUGGGGGGAGGGGUGAGCGGAGAGAGAGCGUGGAGGAGGGAGAUGGUCCAGCUGCUGCUGGGCUUUUAGCACGUGCUCCGAGGGCAGUGGAGGAAGGUGGGCAGGAGGGGGAGCAGGGGAGAAUGGGAGUUGUAAUAAGCGGGAGGCGCGAGGGCGAGAGAGGAGACUCGCUGGGAGUGUUUUCAUUUGACGACCCAUGGCUCACCGACGACCCCCACGGCUUAGGU
Closterium sp. NIES-67 is the source of this 4308-nucleotide messenger RNA. The record is from the annotation of a GenBank genome assembly. Lineage: Eukaryota; Viridiplantae; Streptophyta; Zygnematophyceae; Desmidiales; Closteriaceae.